AUGGACAGCACUUAGAUUGUUUUACCUCCUCGUCAUUAACGUUGGUUGAAUGGUAACACUCAUUGUAAUAAUUAGGAUAUGAAUACUAAGUUCUACUUUAGAAUGCUCCUAAUUAGAACAUACCUAUAUUUCAUUCUCAUCCCUCGGAAAUUUAUUACCAACCAAAAAGUAUAUUUAUAAAAUGGAGAUUUUAGAUGGUUAUCUAUAUAUCUUAAGGUCAGCUAUAUUAAGCAAUAUAGGAUAAUUCUAAGAAAUUGUUUAAAUGGAAAAAGAUGAAUUUUUACUGCCAAAACAUAAACCGUAAGUGUCAUAUAUUGCUUGUAGUAAAGAAACAGAUAUUCCACAUUUUCGUAUGCAUAUUGUUUAAUUAUAUGGUCAACAUGAUAACCCUGGGAUCCUACUUUGUCAUAUUCGUCUAAUGAAUAAUUCAAUUUCAUCCUUACCCCAUAUUUAGACUCAUUCAUAUUAGACUUAUGAAGAGAUACGUAAUUGUGGGUAGCGUCUUACUGAUUGCAUUACGAAGUCAUUGGAGGUUGCUCUUGAAGUUGAAUAAGUUUAAUUAAGACUUACAUUAUUUGAUGAUGAUUACAAUUAUUUAUAAUAGAAAUUUUACACAUUAGAAUAAAGAUAGGAAAUUACUAAAUUGUAUUCAAAUCUAAUCAAACAGAAUCAAACAUUUGUAAAUGAGUUGAGAGAAUGUGAAGAAGUGUUGCAACGAUAUGAAUCCUUAUGA
This is a messenger RNA of Paramecium octaurelia, 733 nucleotides long. The record is from the annotation of a GenBank genome assembly. Lineage: Eukaryota; Ciliophora; Oligohymenophorea; Peniculida; Parameciidae.